AUGUUUAUAAAAUCUUCAUCUUCAGAGACACCAGCUUUGAUUAAUAAUAAUGCAAAAAAAGUUAUAUUAGAGCUUGAUGAUGGUACUUUAUAUCAAGGAUAUUCUUUUGGGGCUGAAAAAUCUGUUUCUGGAGAAUUGGUUUUUCAAACAGGGAUGGUUGGGUAUACUGAGUCUAUUACAGAUCCCUCAUAUCAAGGCCAAAUUCUUGUUCUUACUUUCCCUCUUGUGGGUAAUUAUGGAGUACCUUCUCGAAAAAAGAUGGAUCCUCUAUUUUCAGAUAUUCCUCUUUAUUUUGAAUCUAGAAAGAUUCAUGUUUCCGCUUUAGUAGUUGCAAGUUACUCGCGUUCAUAUUCUCAUUAUCUUUCUGAAAGUACUCUUGGUGAUUGGCUAUAUGAACAAGGUGUUCCUGCAAUUUAUGGAAUAGAUACUCGAGCUCUUACGAAAAAAAUACGAACCAAGGGUUCUAUGCUUGGAAGAUUAUUACAAAUGAAGAAGGAUUGUGUUUUAGGGGAUUUUUCUGAUGAUGAUAUUCUUUGGAGAGAUAAAUUCGAAAAUAUUGAAUGGGUAAAUCCAAAUCUUAGGAAUCUUGUUCAAGAAGUUUCGACUCCUACUGUCCGUAUAUAUAAACCAUCGUCAGAAUGUUCACAAAAAUUGCUUUCUGAUGAGCAACUUCGAGUAUUAUGUGUCGAUGUUGGAAUGAAAGCAAGUCAAAUUCUUUGUUUUUUAAAACGUGGUGUAGAACUUAAAGUUGUUCCAUGGGAUUAUGAUUUCUCUGUGGAAAAAGAUUAUCAUGGUUUGUUUGUUUCUAAUGGUCCAGGAGAUCCUUCUAUUUUAACGGUAGUUAUUGAGCGUUUGAAAAAAUGUAUAGAUGCUAAAAUGACUCCAAUUUUUGGGAUUUGCUUAGGUCAUCAACUUCUUUCAAGAGCAGCUGGUGCUGAAACUGUAAAAAUGAAAUUUGGAAACCGUGGACAAAAUAUUCCGUGUACGAAUAUGAUAAACGGUCGCUGUUAUAUUACUUCGCAAAACCAUGGGUAUGCAGUAGAUGCAUCAACUUUGCCACAGGAUUGGAAAGAACUUUACGUUAAUAUUAAUGAUGGGUCUAAUGAGGGUAUUUAUCAUGCAACUUUGCCUUUUUUUUCUUUACAGUUUCAUCCUGAGUCAUCGCCUGGUCCUAGAGAUACAGAGUUUAUGUUUGAUGUAUUUAUUGAUGUUAUUAAGCGUUCUUUUAAUGAAAAGCGUCUUGUUUCUUUUGAAAUCUCUGAAAAUAAGAUAAAGGAUAAUUUAUCUAAUUUAAAAGAUAAUAUUAAAAAGGUUUUAAUACUUGGUAGUGGUGGUUUAAGUAUUGGACAAGCUGGAGAAUUUGAUUAUUCUGGUAGUCAGGCUAUUAAAGCUUUAAAAGAAGAAGGUAUAUAUACUGUUCUAAUUAAUCCGAAUAUCGCGACUGUGCAGACGUCAAAAGGACUUGCUGAUAAAGUUUAUUUUCUUCCUGUUAAUCCCGAAUUUGUAUUAAAAGUAAUAAAAUAUGAAAUUCCUGAUGCAAUUUAUUUAACAUUUGGGGGACAAACUGCACUUAAUGUAGGAGUACGGCUUAAAGAUGAAUUUGAAAAGUUAGGAGUUCGAGUUCUUGGGACUCCUAUUGAUACUAUUAUUACUACUGAAGAUCGUCAGUUAUUUGCUAAAAGUAUGAAAGAAAUUAAUGAAAAAUGUGCUGUAUCUGCAUCUGCUUCAAAUAUUCAAGACGCUAUGAAAGUCGGAAGUGAUAUUGGAUAUCCUGUUAUUGUUCGGGCUGCAUAUGCUUUAGGUGGUCUUGGAUCGGGUUUUGCUGAUAAUGCUGAACAGUUAUAUGCAUUAUGUAAUAAAGCGUUUGCUGUUAGUCCGCAAGUUUUAAUUGAGAAAAGCAUGAAAGGUUGGAAGGAGAUUGAGUAUGAGGUUGUCCGUGAUUGUAAAGAUAAUUGUAUUACAGUUUGUAAUAUGGAGAAUUUUGACCCACUAGGAAUACAUACAGGAGAUUCUGUUGUAGUUGCACCGUCUCAGACACUUUCUAAUGAAGAUUAUAAUAUGUUACGGACCACCGCUAUAAAUGUUGUCCGGCAUCUUGGUGUUAUUGGUGAAUGUAAUAUUCAAUACGCAUUAAAUCCUUUUCUAAAAGAAUAUUAUAUUAUUGAAGUUAAUGCUAGACUGUCUAGAUCUUCUGCACUUGCUUCUAAAGCUACUGGAUUUCCUCUUGCAUUUAUAGCAGCUAAGCUUGGUCUUGGAAUUACUCUUGAUGAGCUUAAAAAUGCUGUUACAAAAGAGACAUCUACAUGUUUUGAGCCAAGCUUAGAUUAUAUUGUGGUUAAAAUACCGCGUUGGGAUCUUAAGAAAUUUACUCGUGUGAACACUCAACUUAAUUCUUCUAUGAAAUCUGUUGGUGAAGUUAUGAGCAUUGGUCGUACUUUUGAAGAGACUAUUCAAAAAGCAAUUAGAGCUAUUGAUUAUAACAAUCUUGGUUUUAAUGAAACUGAUGCUCUUAUGUCUCUAGAUAUGGAAUUGCAGACUCCAUCUGAUCAACGAAUGUUUGCUAUUGCGAAUGCAAUGUAUGCUGGUUAUUCUGUAAAUAGAAUAUGGGAAUUAACGAAAAUCGAUAAGUGGUUUUUAGAUAGACUUAUGGGAUUGAUAAAUUUAGAAAAAAAAAUUCGUGAAUAUACUCUACAUAAUAUACCUGUAGAACUUAUUUUUCAUGCAAAACGAUUUGGUUAUUCUGAUCGUCAGCUUGCAAAAUUUCUAGGGUCGAAUGAAUUAUCUGUACGUAAAAAAAGAAUUGAUUGUGGUAUUACUCCAUUUGUUAAACAAAUUGAUACUGUUGCUGCUGAAUUUCCUGCUUAUACUAAUUACCUUUAUAUGACCUAUAAUGCAUGUGAGCAUGAUAUAUCUUUUGAAGAUCAUGGUGUAAUGGUUCUUGGCUCUGGUGUAUAUAGAAUUGGAUCUUCAGUAGAAUUCGAUUGGUGUGCUGUUUGUGCUAUAAGAACGGUUCGUGAACGAGGAAUAAAAACUAUUAUGGUUAACUAUAACCCCGAAACUGUUAGCACUGAUUAUGAUGAAGCUGAUCGAUUGUAUUUUGAAAAUAUUAGUCUUGAAAGAGUUCUUGAUAUUUAUGAUAUUGAAAAUUCUAGUGGUAUUAUAGUUUCUAUGGGCGGUCAGAUUCCUAAUAAUAUUGCUCUUUCACUACAUAGACUUAAUGUUAAAAUACUGGGAACAUCUCCAGAGAUGAUUGAUUCUGCAGAGAAUCGAUAUAAAUUUUCUCGAAUGCUAGAUAGAAUUGGAAUAGAUCAACCUCUGUGGAAAGAGCUUACAAGUAUCGAUGAAGCAUCUGAUUUUUGUGAGUCUGUUACUUAUCCUGUCCUUGUUAGGCCAUCUUAUGUAUUAUCUGGUGCUGCUAUGAAUACAGUUUAUUCAAAGGAUGAUUUAGCGAAUUAUCUUAAACAGGCAGUAGAUGUUUCAAAAGAGCAUCCUGUGGUUAUAACAAAAUAUAUAGAGGGUGCGAAAGAAAUAGAGCUAGAUGCUGUUGCAAAAGAUGGCAAAAUGGUUAUUCAUUUUAUUACAGAGCAUGUUGAAAAUGCUGGUGUUCAUUCUGGUGAUGCUACUUUAAUUUUGCCUCCACAAGAUUUAGAUCCUGAAACUGUAUAUCGGAUUGAGCAGGCCGCUAUUCAAAUUGCAAAUGCGUUAAAUGUAACUGGUCCUUUCAAUAUUCAAUUUAUUGCUAAAGAUAAUGAAAUAAAAGUUAUCGAGUGUAACGUUCGUGUAGCAAGGUCAUGGCCUUUUGUAUCGAAAGUUUCUGGUGUUGAUUUAGUUCAAAUAGCUACAGAUGUAAUUUUGGGAUUUUCAUAUAGUUCUUAUCCCGCUAUAAAUAUACCUCACAAUUAUGUCGGUGUAAAAGUUCCUCAAUUUAGUUUCAGUAGGCUUUCUGGAGCAGAUCCUGUUUUAGGAGUAGAAAUGGCAUCCACUGGAGAAGUUGCAUCUUUUGGAAAAGAUAAGUAUGAGGCUUACCUUAAGGCUCUUGUUUCUACAGGAAUACAACUUCCGAAAAAGAAUAUUUUAUUGUCUAUUGGGAGUUUUAAAGAAAAGACAGAAAUGUUGGAAUCUGUAAUUAAAUUGCAUAAACUAGGUUAUACGCUUUUUGCGACUGCUGGAACUGCUGAUUUUAUUCAUGAGCAUGGAAUUCCUGUAAAGUAUCUGGAAGCAUUACCGGAAGAUCAAAAGGGUCAGAAAUCAGAAUAUUCGUUAACUCAACAUCUUUCGAAGAAUUUGAUUGAUAUGUAUAUUAAUUUGCCUUCAAAUAAUCGUUUUAGGCGCCCUGCGAAUUACACUAGUAUUGGAUAUAGGACUCGAAGAAUGGCUGUUGAUUAUUCCAUUCCACUUAUAACCAAUGUUAAAUGUGCAAAACUUAUGAUAGAAGCGUUAUCAAGGAUUUCAUCAAUGGAUAUUUCUCCUGUAGACUUUCAAACUAGUUAUAAGUCUAUAACUUUACCUGGUUUUAUAGAUAUUUCGGCUUUUGUUCCACAGAUAUCAGAAAUCAAUUUUUUUGACUUUGAUGAUGUUUCAAAACGAUAUAUUUCAUCUGGCUUUACAACAAUAUGUUUGAUUCCUAUUGGAUUAAAUGAUUGGGUAAUGAAUGCGAAGUUGAUGCCAAUAAAAGCUUUUGAUUCUAAAAAAUCUGCGCAUUGUGACUUUGCUCUCUUAGUAGUGGCUACUUCUGAUAAUUUGAGUUAUUUGGAUCAAAUAUCUGCAAAUGUAAAAUCUGUAUUUAUUCCAUCAAAUUUUUUAUCUGAAAAUAUCGGUAAAUUGACUCUCCUUAUUUCUCAUUUUAGUUCUUGGCCUAAUAUUAAAAUCAUUGUCACUGAUGCUAAAGGGACAUAUUUGGCGUCUGUUUUACUUUUAGCUAAUUUAUAUAAUAUAGCUAUUCAUAUUUCCAAUGUGACUACUAGAGAUGAUAUAUUAUUGAUAUCUUUAAGCAAAAAAAAAGGUCUUAAAGUCUCAUGUGAUGUUUCUAUUUAUGCUUUAUUUCUUUCUCAGUCUGAUAUUAGUGAAUCUAAAAUUUUGCCUACUGAUUUGGAUCAGAAAUCAUUAUGGGAACAUAUGGAAAUAAUUGAUUGCUUUUCAGUUGGAAGUUUGCCUUAUCAGAUUGCAUAUGAACUUAAUCAAAUAGAUUUUAGUUAUGUUAGAAUCUCGGAUACUCUUCCUUUAUUAUUUACUGCAAUGACUGAUAAAAGGCUUACAUUGGAUGAUAUAUUGUUAAGAUUAUAUUAUAAUCCAAAGUCUAUUUUUGGUAUUCCAGAACAAGCAAAUACUUUUCUGGAGGUUGAAAUUGAUAGAAGCUAUACUUUAAAUUCUUCUGAUGGAUGGUCUCCUUUUAUUGGUAGAAAGAUGAUAGGAUCGAUACAUCGUGUAGUUUUUAAUGGUCAAACAUCAUAUCUUGAUGGGAAAUUUUUUCCCAAUUAUCAAGGAAAAGAUAUAUCUUUAAUAUUGAGUAGUUCAGCUUUGUCUUCAGCAGAUAUUCCUAUAGUUUAUACAAAAAAAGAUGUAAGUCUAAGGCCACUUGUUUCUUCCCCUGGACCUUUAAAUGACUUAACUUCACCAUUAGCUGGUUCUGAACAGUUUAGAAAAAAAUAUGAGUCUUUUGGUUCUUGUAUUUCAGAUACAGGUGCUUUAUUUUCUUUGAUUAAAAAUACAAAUUUUUUUCGGAAGAAUAUUGUUUCUGUUCAGCAAUUUAGUCGCAGAGACUUACAUUUGUUGUUUGCUAUUGCUCAUGAAAUGAGAAUUGCUGUAGAACGUCAGGGUAUAUUGGAUAUAUUAGCAUCAAAAGUUCUUUGUAUGAUAUUUUUUGAACCAUCAACACGAACAUCAACUUCAUUCGAUGCUGCUAUGCAACGACUGGGAGGCCGUGUUGUUUCUGUUACUGUUAGUUCAUCGAGUGUAAAAAAGGGUGAAUCUUUGGCAGAUACUAUUAGAACUUUAGGGUGUUAUGGAGAUGCUAUAGUUAUAAGACAUCCCUCUGAAGAUAGUGCAAGUAUAGCUGCUAAGUAUUCUCCUGUUCCAAUUAUUAAUGGAGGUAACGGAAGUCUUGAACAUCCAACUCAAGCCUUUUUAGAUUUAUAUACUAUUCGUGAAGAGUUUGGAACUGUUAAUGGUUUGAGCGUAACAUUUGUUGGUGAUCUUAAAUAUGGUAGAACAGUUCAUUCUUUGAUUAAAUUGCUGCGCUUUUAUCAAGUUGAAGUUAACUUGGUUUCGCCUCGUGAAUUAACAUUGCCAGAAGAUAUUAAAGAAUUUAUAUUAAAUCAAGGUCAAGUUAUUAAUGAAUAUUAUACUUUAAAUGGUGAUGUUAUUGCUUCAACAGAUGUAUUAUAUUGUACAAGAGUUCAGGGUGAACGAUUUUCAGAUUUAGAAGAAUAUGAAAAACUUAAAAAUUCUUUUACAAUUGAUAAUAAUAUUUUGCUUAAAGCAAAACCUCAUAUGAUUAUUAUGCAUCCGUUCCCUAGAAAUAAUGAAAUUUCUGAAGAAGUUGAUUUUGAUCAGAGAGCUGCAUAUUUUCGAGAAAUGAAAUAUGGCAUGUUUAUUCGUAUGGCACUUUUAGUAGCGGUUUUAGGAACUAGUGAAAGAGUAUAG
Messenger RNA from Pneumocystis jirovecii RU7, 6642 nucleotides. Its product is annotated as carbamoyl-phosphate synthase, large subunit. Gene Ontology annotation, molecular function: ATP binding; dihydroorotase activity; amino acid binding. The record is from RefSeq and is a predicted model, not a curated record. Gene Ontology annotation, cellular component: cytoplasm; cytosol. The coding region runs from base 1 to 6642 and encodes 2213 amino acids. Gene Ontology annotation, biological process: L-glutamine metabolic process; UTP biosynthetic process; 'de novo' pyrimidine nucleobase biosynthetic process. The transcript has 7 exons. NCBI's taxonomy places the organism in Eukaryota, Fungi, Ascomycota, Pneumocystomycetes, Pneumocystales, Pneumocystaceae.